GCCUCCAUGCAGUAAGAAAAGCAGGCGGAGCAACGCGCUGGGCUGAGAUCCGGAAAUCCGGGCGGAUCCUUGCUGCGUGGUCCUUGUCUGGCGUCGUUGUUCUUCCAGCAGCUCUCGGAGGCUCUGCCAGAAGUGCAGGUCUGCCUUCCUCAAGUUGCUGCCUUUAUUCCAAGCUCAUCUUAUCACCAUGAUGAAGCUUAGACACAAGAACAAAAAACCAGGUAAAGGUUCCAAAGGCUGUAAGAAGAAUGGGAAGAAAGCGGCACCCCGACCACCCUCUGCUCCCCAGGUUGUUCACGGUAAUGAUCAUGCCAGCCGAGAGGCCGAAUUAAAGAAGAAAAGGGUUGACGAGAUGAGGGAGAAGCAACAGGUUGCCCGGGAGCAAGAGCGACAAAGGCACAGGACCAUGGAGAGCUAUUGUAAGGAUGUCCAGAAACGUCAGGAGGAGUUUGAACAUAAGGAGGAAGUUUUGCAGCAACUAAAUAUGUUUCCUCAGUUGGAUGAUGAGGCCACACGGAGGGCCUAUUACAAGGAGUUUCGUAAGGUGGUAGAGUACUCUGAUGUGAUUCUGGAAGUUCUGGAUGCUAGAGAUCCCCUGGGCUGCCGCUGUUUCCAGAUGGAGGAGACUGUCCUUCGGGCAGAGGGCAACAAGAAGCUGGUAUUGGUCUUGAAUAAGAUUGACCUGGUUCCCAAGGAGAUUAUAGAAAAAUGGCUGGAUUACCUUCGAAAUGAGCUGCCAACUGUGGCUUUCAAGGCCAGCACCCAGCAUCAGUUCAGAAACUUGACUCAGUGUAAAGUUCCAGUGGACCAGGCUUCUGAUUCGCUGUUGAAAAAAAGCAGAGCCUGCUUUGGAGCUGAAAACCUCAUGAGGGUCUUGGGAAACUAUUGCCGCCUGGGGGAAGUGCGCACCCACAUUCGAGUCGGGGUUGUAGGCCUUCCCAAUGUGGGGAAGAGCAGCCUGAUCAAUAGCCUGAAGCGCAGCCGUGCGUGCAGUGUGGGAGCUGUUCCUGGCGUCACAAAAUUCAUGCAGGAGGUCUUCUUAGACAAGUACAUCAGGCUGCUGGAUGCUCCAGGCAUUGUCCCAGGACCCAAUUCAGAGGUGGGCACCAUCCUGCGGAAUUGCAUCCAUGUGCAGAAGCUGGCAGACCCCGUGACCCCAGUGGAGACCAUCCUUCAGCGCUGCAACCUGGAGGAGAUUUCCAGCUAUUACGGUGUCUCAGGAUUCCAGACUACUGAGCACUUUCUGACCGCAGUGGCCCACCGCUUGGGAAAGAAGAAGAAGGGAGGCAUAUACAGUCGUGAGGAGGCUGCCAAAGCUGUCCUGGCUGACUGGGUGAGUGGGAAGAUCAGCUUCUAUACACCACCGCCACCUACUCACACUCUGCCCGCCCAUCUCAGUGCUGAGAUUGUGAAGGAGAUGACUGAGGUCUUUGAUAUCGAAGAUACUGAGCAUGCCAAUGACGACACCAUGGAAUGCUUGGCCAAUGGAGAAGCCGAUGAGCUGUUGGGUGACACGGACCCAGAAGAAAUGGACUUCAAGUGGCUCCAUUCUCCGUUGGUGAAAAUAGCAAAUGCUAUUGAAAAUAGAGCCACCGAAUACAAGAUUGGAGACCACACUGGGUAUUGUACCAUUCCAAGGCGCCACCAGAUGGGGUGGCCUAAACGCAAUGUGGACCAAUACUUCCCCCCAAACGAUGAUCCAGUGGAAAUCUGGACAGUGGACCGCCGCCCAAUGUUGCAGAGGAUCCUGGAGACAGACCCACUUCAGCAAGGCCAGGCUCUGGCAUCUGCCUUGAAGAAUAAGAAAAAAUUACAGAAGCGUUCAGAGAAAAUCGCCAAUAAGUUGUCUGACUCCAUGAUGUCGAUGCUCGACCUCUCUGGCAACUGCGACGAUACUGCUGGCGACGACAAUGCUGGCAACGACACUGCUGGCGACUGAUGAGCUGACCUUCCCUCCUGCUGCAAACACUGUUUCCUAUGGGAUGGGAGAAUACGGAUGGCGUUUGAUUCUCCCUGAUGUACCUACAUAGUAGAAGAACACCCCCACACCAUCUGUCUUCUGCCACGGUGCCCUCCAUUCUCAUCAGUUAAGAGUCUCAAAGAUCUGGAGCUGCCAGACCCUAAUACCCUCUUAGUUCUUAUGUCCUUAGAAAUGACAUUUUGUUUGUUUUUGUGGUGCCAAGGAUUGAACCUAAUAGGUCCUCACGCAUAUUAGACAAACAUCUAUUACCAAGCUGUAUUAUUAUUAUCAUUAUCACCAUCCGUUAUUAUCAUUGGAGAAAGAUUCUUGCUAUGGAUCCCAUUCUGCUUACUCAGCCUCUCAAGUAGUAGGAUUACAGGCUUUUGCCACCACUCCCGGCUCCCACUGUGUUUUACAACGUAAUAUCAACAGAGUCUUGGCAUGGUAGCUACAUACCUAUAAACCUGACUCUUGGAAGACUGAAGCUAGGAGGAUUGCCUAAGUUAAAGGAGAGCCUGGACUAUCUGGCAGAACCUUUUCUUAACCUACAGCCCAAAACAAAUAGUAGAGUUUGGGCUGUGCUGGCGCACACCUUUAAUCCAACCACUUGGGAGGCAGAGGCAGGCGGAUCUCUGAGUUCUAGGCCAGCCUGAUCCAGGACUACACAGUGAAACUGUCUUGAGAAACCAAUAAGUCAGUAAAUAAAAUCGUAGUAUUAAAAAUACAAAUAAGCCGAGUCCAAGUGCUAGCAAUGUACCCAGUACUCCUAAUUCCUGUGUUUCACCUUGUUUGUGGGUUAGGCUGAUAAGGUUUGAACUCUUGGACAGGUGAAUGUUCUAAAGGAUGGACUGCUGAGAAAUCUGGUGGCAGGGUGUCCCUGGACAGGUGAUCCUUUGUGAUUUUAUCACCCCACAAGAUCUCAGUGCCUAGGCAUUCCGAAGGCUCUUGGCUGUACAUUUUCUCAAUCACUAGGUGGGCCCUCAUCGCAGUGGUAAGCCUUCUAUGUCUCUGCAGCUGUCUAGGGAUAGGGAAGAGGGUGAAGAUUCCAGAAGAGAUAUACCUAUCAUAGUAAGUUGGAAAGCCAUUGACUGUAGGAUGUUCAGGGAAUGUAGAUCAUACCUGUGUUUUCCAGACAGAGUUAGGUACUGGCUGAGUCCAGACUACCAAACUCUGAGAAUUAGUUAGCUCCUUUAACCUUCAAUACGUCCCUGUCAGGAAGAGGUAGGGCUCAGAGAACUGACAGAAUGUGUUUACAAUGUUAAGUGGUGGUAUACUAGGUUUAAAAUGAGUGUAAUUAAAAUCAUGCUAGCCUUCUGUUCUGUAUUGUAUUGCCUUCUCCACACAGGAGCACUGGUCCAGGCAUCCACCCUGUGGUGGUUUCUGGUAUCAACCCUUCUCAAUGCAUUUUCGCUACCCUGGUUUUAAAAACAGGUAGCAUUUUAUGACAACUACGCUUUCCAGGUCUCUUUAAAUCGUGUUCAACUUAGUUCACUGAUUUCGGUGAAGUUUUGGUAGAUAAUAAUAUAUUAGAAAUAAAAGCAUGUAGACCCUAGCCAAAAUAAAAUGGAACUAAAAUAAUCAUGUCAGAAUAAGAAUUUCAGACUCCAGCCAGUGACUCACAUCAGUAUCCUAGCACUCAGGAUGCUGAGGCUGUGAGCCUGAGUCCAGCCUGGACUGCAGAGUACCAGGGGUGGUCUGCCACCAUUAUCACGACACAGAAUUUUUAGUUGGGCAGUGUUGGUAUAUGUCUUUAAUCCCAGCACUUGGGAGAUAGAGGCAGGUGGGUGUCUCUGGGUUCCUGGACAGCCAGAACUGUUAACACAAAGGAACCCUGUCUUAGAAAACAAUCAAGCAAAACACAGCAAUGUUAGAAAAAAAUGUAUACAGAUUUUUUGUGGCAUUCUCCCCAAACUUACCAUGUCACCUUGUAAUAUAGCCCUGUUUCUGUCCUCAGAUCCUGGCAAGCACUGAUCUUUUUCUCGUUCCUUAUUGUGGAUGUUGUAAGUCACACAGGGGCUUAUUUUAUGCCGUUAAGCUUUUAGCUUUGUACCGUGAAACUUUACGUUCAUGUAAAAUACAGUUGCAUAAGCCCUGCUAAGUGGAUGAACACAGUAACAGAUUCUGUUAGCCUCCCUCACCGUCUCCUGCUGUGACAGUGAAAUCUAGUCCUCUGAACCUACUACCCAUGGCAAUCUCUGAUGUGUCUUUGACUUUCUGCCUUGUCCCUUGAAAAGAAUUGUAAGUGGAAUUUAAGAGUAUAACUUUUGAGAAUAACUUGCUGUGAGUUAGAUUCAAGAUCUGUAUCACUGGGUGUAUCGAUAGUUCUGAUUGCUAUUUCAUACUCCAUUGUGUAGAUGUACUACUGCUUAUUCAAUCCCAAGUUGGAAGACAUUCUUUACAGUUGAGGAGGAAGUAAUGAAUAAAGCUGCUAAAAGAG
Messenger RNA from Microtus oregoni (creeping vole), 4397 nucleotides. Its product is annotated as guanine nucleotide-binding protein-like 3-like protein. The transcript has 16 exons. NCBI's taxonomy places the organism in Eukaryota, Metazoa, Chordata, Mammalia, Rodentia, Cricetidae. Bases 188 to 1939 code for a protein of 583 amino acids. The record is from RefSeq and is a predicted model, not a curated record. Gene Ontology annotation, cellular component: nucleolus. Gene Ontology annotation, molecular function: GTP binding.